Molecule: messenger RNA, 585 nt
Organism: Cannabis sativa
Lineage: Eukaryota; Viridiplantae; Streptophyta; Magnoliopsida; Rosales; Cannabaceae
Exons: 2
Coding region: 1-585 (194 amino acids)
Molecular function (GO): RNA-DNA hybrid ribonuclease activity; nucleic acid binding
Source: RefSeq, a predicted model, not a curated record
AUGACUAUCUCCCCGUGGCUUCCAUUUGCAGAUUCUCCUUAUUGUUCACUGUGUCAAUUUGAUAAAGAAUCUAUCACUCAUGCUUUGUUUUUUUGUCAUCGUCUUAAACGGGUAUGGAGAUCAUCCUCCUUCCAUCUUGUUGAACAAUUUGCAAAAAUUUUGUGGAGUAUUUGGAAUGAGAGAAAUAAGGAGAAACAUGGAUCAAAACCAAAACCACACGAUGUUCUUCUUUACUUUGCUAUCAGCUACCUUGAAGAGUUUCAUGUUGCACAAGUUGCAAAACCAUCUGUUGUUAUCUCCUCUGCUCCAACUUUGGCUCCUGUAUCUAAAAAUAUUCCAAGGUUAAAUCCCCCUUCAAGAAGGAUGAAGCUGAAUACGGAUGCUGCAAUUAACAAAUUUAACAACACUUCCGGUUUUGGUGCCAUAUUAAGCAACAACAAUGGUGAUACCAUUGCGGUUAUGUCAAUGCCUUUCAAAGGGAAUUUUCGACCGAAAGUUAUGGAAGCAAUGGCCUUACUAUAUAGUCUGCAAUGGCUUAAGGAUCUUCAUUUACAUGUUCACUAUUUGAGACAGAUUCUCUUUUAG